AUGUGGUUUGCUAAUCUGUCGAGGUUUGCUCCAGAAUUGGUGGAGACGGAGGACUUGCGUUGUUUCAAGUUUGAGAGUAAGCUGCAUGACGACAUUCGUGUAAGGAUAGCGGGGUCUUGGCAUAAAAGAUAUAGUGUGCUUAUUGAGGCGGCUGCUCAUGUUGAGGCAGCGGUGUUAGCUAUGGGACAAGAUAGGGAAGAGCCCAUGGUGAUGGAUUCGGGAAAGGGUGAACGAAAGGUUGUUACUUGCUUCAAGUGUGGCCAGCUGGGACACAAGUCCCCAGCUUGCCUGCAGAGGAAGAGGGCAGGGUUGUUAGUCCGACCAGUAGCUGCACCACCAGAAUCUUCUAGUCAGCCGGGUAUUGGGCCAAUCGAACGUAUAGUGGGGAAGCAGUCAUUGGGGCCUUCAUCAGCCCAGAUUCUGAACCAGUCUCGUGCUCAGGCACCGCCUACUUGUUGGACGUGUAAUCAGCCGGGUCAUAUUCGACGUUUUUGUACUCAGCCGGGGCUUCUUUAG
This is a messenger RNA of Camellia sinensis, 516 nucleotides long. Lineage: Eukaryota; Viridiplantae; Streptophyta; Magnoliopsida; Ericales; Theaceae. The record is from RefSeq and is a predicted model, not a curated record.